Danio rerio (zebrafish) is the source of this 1282-nucleotide messenger RNA. RefSeq names its product proliferation-associated 2G4, a (gene pa2g4a). The record is from RefSeq and is marked provisional. Lineage: Eukaryota; Metazoa; Chordata; Actinopteri; Cypriniformes; Danionidae. Gene Ontology annotation, biological process: animal gross anatomical part developmental process.
GUCCGUUCACCGUACAGACUCACAGAGAGCCUCUUCCAGAGCCGGUGCAACGAUGUCCGACGACGAGCAGCAAGAGCAGACCAUCGCCGAGGACUUGGUCGUGACCAAGUACAAGAUGGGCGGUGACAUUGCCAACCAGGCGUUGAGGGCGGUCAUCGAGGCAGCCAAACCAGGAGUAUCAGUUCUCAGCCUCUGCCAGAAAGGAGACGCUUUCAUCAUGGCAGAGACUGGGAAGAUCUUUAAACGGGAAAAGGACAUGAAGAAAGGUAUUGCGUUCCCCACCUGUGUGUCAGUCAAUAACUGUGUCUGCCACUUCUCUCCCCUGAAGAGCGACCCCGACUACAUGCUGAAAGAUGGAGAUUUGGUCAAAAUUGAUUUAGGAGUUCAUGUUGACGGCUUCAUCUCUAAUGUGGCCCAUAGCUUUGUUAUUGGAGCUACUAAGGAAGCACCUGUGACAGGAAGGAAAGCUGACGUCAUCAAAGCAGCACACCUAUGUGCAGAAGCAGCGCUGCGUCUUGUUAAACCAGGCAACCAGAACACUCAAGUAACCGAGGCCUGGAACAAGAUUGCCCACUCAUUCAAGUGCAAUCCAAUUGAGGGUAUGCUGUCCCAUCAACUAAAGCAACAUGUGAUUGAUGGAGAGAAAACCAUCAUCCAGAAUCCUACAGAUCAACAAAAGAAGGACCAUGAGAAGGCAGAGUUUGAGGUUCAUGAAGUGUAUGCUGUAGAUGUGCUGAUCAGCUCAGGAGAGGGGAAGGCUAGAGAUGGAGGCCAGAGGACAACCAUCUACAAAAGAGACCCCAGCAAGCAGUAUGGGCUGAAGAUGAAGACCUCUAGAAUGUUCUUCAGUGAGGUGGAGAGACGCUUCGAUGCCAUGCCCUUCACUCUCAGGGCGUUUGAGGAUGAAGGAAAAGCUCGUCUUGGAGUGGUGGAGUGUGCCAAACACGAGCUCCUGCAGCCUUUCAGUGUGCUCAAUGAGAAAGAAGGUGAAUUUGUGGCUCAGUUUAAGUUUACAGUGCUACUGAUGGCCAAUGGGCCUUUGAGAAUCACCAGUGGACCACUUGAAGCAGAACUCUACAAGUCUGAACAUGACGUUCAAGAUCCUGAACUGAAGUCUCUGAUCCAGAGUUCUGCAAGUCGUAAAGCACAGAAGAAGAAGAAAAAGAAGGCCUCCAAAACUGCAGAGACUGCAACAGGCCAACCAGCUGAGAAUGAAGUUGCAGCCAAAUAGAGGCAACUCAAGCCUCUCAAGACCCCCACCCCCACCCCUGACGAGCAAAAA